This is a messenger RNA of Symbiodinium natans, 441 nucleotides long. The record is from the annotation of a GenBank genome assembly. Lineage: Eukaryota; Dinophyceae; Suessiales; Symbiodiniaceae.
AUGAUCUGUGCCUGGCGCCACGCCGCCAUGAGCGCGCUCGGCUGCGUGCCUCAGCCCUUGGAGCAGCUGCUUGCUGGUUCCCUGAGUGGCCACGAGUUUCUCUGGUUCACGUUCGGCGUCUUGCAGCGUCAAGCCUACGAGGGCAACUGGCUCCAACGGCCCGGUCGCCGAGAGGAUCAGAUGCUACUUCUGUUGCGCGCACUCCGCCCUCGGCGGACAAUCCCGAAGCUGCCCUUGGGGCCAUGGUCCCAGGGCGUGCUUCCUGAAGCCCUGGAAGCCGGAGACUGCGGGCCGGAGGACGUGCCCUUGGUGCUGCAGCUCAUUCCGGCAGCCUGGGGCGAGGAUGCCGAGUACAUGGCUCGGGAGGCGCAGGAGCUGCUGGGCCCAGAUGCAACGGGCGUGAUGGGUUCUGUCAUUGUCCAGUCCGAUGCGGAGGGCCAG